GCGAUAGCAUUUGCACAGGCGCCAUACAUCUCCAACAGGACGGCGCUCGCACGACUGGAGCAUUGUGUAAAAUUCUACCAAAGCCAUCAGGUGGCAGUUCCACCGCAGGUUCUUCGUUCACUUUUAUGGAUCAUUACAAGGGACCUCGAAGCAGGGAGGCCAGGACGAACCAGUCGGUUGCGAUGGUUCAUGAGCCUACUACUCAAAGAAGCGGGCCCUGCGACGACUUUGAAAGUUGGUCUGGCCUUGAAGAAGUGGAGGGCUGCUGUAUUUACAAGACUAAAGAACCAAAGGUAA
Molecule: messenger RNA, 297 nt
Organism: Pseudomassariella vexata
Lineage: Eukaryota; Fungi; Ascomycota; Sordariomycetes; Amphisphaeriales; Pseudomassariaceae
Exons: 1
Source: RefSeq, a predicted model, not a curated record